UGUUACAGGCAGAGCAAGACAUGCGUACAUUUGGUGUCAGUGAUUUAUUCAUAAAAUUUACAUCCAAAUUUUGCCUUUUGACUCUCAACUGAAUCUGUUUCGGGAGAUAUAAAUGAGACUAAUUUUUCUACGACGUUGACAUUUUGUUUUUUGAGCAACCGUUGUGCAAAACCAGGAAACGUUAAGCGUGCACGUUCAAACAUAAGAUCGUUAUAAUAUUGUGAACGGUUAGGAUUUAUACCUGCAAACUGAUUGUUGUUCUCAUCCUGACAUCUGAUGACAUAUCUGAGGUUGGUCCAUGUAUCUAUUUCUGACCGUUAUCUCAAGAGACCACUGGUACAGCCUUGACACCGUGUCAUCAUGUUGAUAACACAUCUUGUGGGUGUUGAUACAUCUAGUAUAAUCCUUAUGAGUUUCAAUACAAACAUGAGAGUUUUGUCAGUUUUUCUGCUGUGGUUAAUGGUAUAUGUGCGAGGCGGACAUGCAGGGACCACGUGUGGUUUUAAGAGCUGUAACAAUGUGGAAGAUGGCAUGCUGAAUGUUCAUCUGGUUCCUCAUACACACGAUGAUGUCGGGUGGCUGAAAACAGUGGAUGAAUACUACUAUGGCGCUCGACUGGACAUACAAAGAGCAGCUGUCGUCUACAUACUCGAUUCUGUGAUACCCCAGUUGUUGCAAAACCCGUCGAGAAGGUUCAUCUAUGUUGAGAUCGCCUUCUUCUGGAGGUGGUGGGAGGAACAGACAGAGGAGAUGCAGACCACAGUGAAGCAGCUUGUUAAUGAAGGAAGGCUAGAGUUCACUCUUGGUGGAUGGUCUAUGAACGACGAAGGGGCCACUCACUACAAUGCGAUUAUAGACCAGCAUACUCUAGGACUCAGGUUCCUCAACUCAACCUUUGGACAAUGUGCCCAUCCGCGGGUUGCGUGGCAGAUAGACCCAUUUGGACACUCGCGCCAACAAGCAUCGCUCUUUGCUCAGAUGGGAUACGAUGCCUUGUACUUUGGGAGAAUUGACUAUCAGGACAAAACAACGAGGCUGAAUGAGAAAACAAUGGAAAUGAUAUGGAAGGGAAGCCCCGAAAAUAUUGGGGUAACAUCCGACCUGUUCUCUGGAACCCUGUUCAAUGGUUACGGUCCUCCCUCUGGAUUCUGUUACGAUAUCGCAUGCCAAGACCCGCCAAUCAUGGAUGAUGUGCGGAUGCAUGACUACAAUGUUCCAGACCGGGUUGCUGCGUUCAUAGCUGCAGCCAAGGAACAAGCAAAACACUACACAACAAACCACAUCAUGAUGACCAUGGGAUCUGAUUUUCUUUAUUCCAACGCGCACACAUGGUACAAGAAUCUUGACAAGCUCAUCAAAUAUGUAAACCAGCAGCAGAUGAACGGUAGCAGCGUUAACGUCCUCUACUCCACGCCGUCAUGUUACACAUACCAUGUGAACAGAGCUAACCAGUCAUACAAUACAAAGGAAGACGACUUUUUCCCUUACGCUAUCAAACCUCACGGAUUCCUGACAGGUUUUUACACCAGUCGACCUACCCUUAAAGGUUUCAUCAGAGACGCCAACAACAGGCUACAGAUCGUGAGACAACUUCAUGUCCUUGCAAACCUGCAAGACUCCAACGACAGUUUCAGUAAGAUUUUCCAGUUAGAGGAGGCUAUGGGGAUAGCACAACACCAUGACGCCAUAAGUGGGACGGAGAAGCAAGCAGUUGCACGUGACUAUGCUGACCGACUUGGCAGAGCGUUGAUAACAGUCGAGGAUGUUGUGUUAGAGGGGCUUGCUCGACUUCUACCAAACGGUAGUGUAACAUUUCCACGCUCGACCUCCUGCGGUGGCCUUCUCCCUAAUGUAUGCAAAGUACCACCUACAACAACAAAGCUACAACUGAUAGUAUGGAACCCACUCACCCGCCCCACUACAAAUUAUAUAAGGGUAAUAGUAUUCACAUCUGGUUGGACCGUAGUAGGACCGAGUGGCGAGCAACUGCAGUACGAUGUUUUUGACGUGUCUGGAGGUGGCAAGGAAAUCAUCAUUCCUGCCUCGCUACCAUCUCUAGGAUUCAGCGUUUUCUUCCUCAACACACAACAAGGAUCUCCGAACAGCGGUCCUCACGUGCCGGUCAGACAAACAUCCGUAGCAGAUAAAGUGGUUGGAAAUAAGAUAGUGUCGCUAGUGUUUGAUGGCACGACCGGUAGGCUGAAGCAGAUGAAUAAUCUACAGAAGAAUAUUAGCAUGUACCUGGAGCAGGAGCUUCAGUAUUACCUGUCUUAUAACGGGGACUGUCAUGAUGAUGAACACCAAGCAUCGGGAGCCUACAUCUUCAGACCGAACCACACCACAACGGAGACGUUUCCUCGACAGUUGUUCAAUACGACGUACAUUCAGGGCAAGGUGGUACAGGAGAUACGCCAGGUAUUUAGUCCUUGGGCUUCACAAACUAUCCGCAUCUUUGAGGACAAGUCCUACGUCGAGGUUUCGUGGGCAGUUGGACCGAUACCCAUUGAGGACAAACAAGGGAAAGAGGUCAUAAGUUUGUACAAAACUGAUCUCAGGACACAUGGGCUGUUCAACACAGAUGCCAAUGGUCGUGAAAUGAUGGUCAGAAGACUAAAUCACCGCGAUACUUGGCAUCUGAAUCAGACGGAGCCAGUGGCAGGAAACUACUACCCUGUCAACUCUAGAAUUUACAUCCAGGACACGACAAGAAACAUACAGUUCACUGUGCUGACCGAUCGAUCUGAAGGGGGAAGCAGCUUACGUGGUGGAGAAAUUGAAUUGAUGGUACAUCGACGCUUAUUGAUGGAUGAUCACUUGGGAGUAGGCGAACCAUUGAAUGAGACGGGCGAUGACGGCAAAGGGCUCGUGGCUUUUGGAUCACACUACUUGCUUCUCGACACGAUACCUGCAUCUGCAGCAAGACACCGACUCCUCGCUGAAGACAUCUUCAUGAAACCAAUGGUGUCUGUCUCAGAGGCAGAUCACACCUUCCAGUCAUGGAGCGAUCUUUAUGUCACAAAUCGAUCGUUUAUCCAGAAAAGCCUCCCGGAAAUGUUCACCUCCUGACCCUCGCGCAGAUCCCACACGAUUACAGCGAGGCAACUUCAUUCCUUAUCUUCAGACUCGAGCACCAAUUUGAGAGAACGGAGGACCCCGAACUAUCUCAACCAGUAAAGGUGUAUGUGAAAGAACUGUUUACUCCAUUUGACAUAAUCAACAUAGAGGAACUGACUCUUGCUGCAAACAUGCCACUGAAAGAUUUGGAUCGCCUUGCUUGGCGUUCAGCACCAGCACAAGCAGGUUUUCCAGGAAGAUUGGUUCCAAAGGAUCAUCCAACAAAUGACGAUCCUUUUGACAUUGUUCUCAAUCCAAUGGAUAUCAGGACAUUUAAGAUCGAAAUUUCCUAUAAGGCAUUGCUUCGAAACACGUAAGUGUACAUACAUCUAGUUAAAAGUCGCGGGAUGCACAUAUUGUACAUGUACUUUGACGAUCAUAAAUCGAAAUUUUUCUGCAUAUUGAUUGAACUGCUGUACUAAAAUAUAAGUGUUUAAGCGCGGCAAAACUCUUGCCAUCAUACAAUUCCUACGACCAUGUGCUAUACUAGGUGAGCGUAUCACGCUGUAUCAGUGGAACCCAUUGCAAACACGUGCAAAAUACAUGCUACUUCAAACUAUCCAGUAAUAAAGAACCGUUUUUGAGAAAAGUA
Molecule: messenger RNA, 3706 nt
Organism: Haliotis rubra (blacklip abalone)
Lineage: Eukaryota; Metazoa; Mollusca; Gastropoda; Lepetellida; Haliotidae
Product: lysosomal alpha-mannosidase-like
Exons: 25
Coding region: 361-3066 (901 amino acids)
Biological process (GO): mannose metabolic process
Cellular component (GO): lysosome
Molecular function (GO): alpha-mannosidase activity; carbohydrate binding
Source: RefSeq, a predicted model, not a curated record